GAGGGGGUGAAAAAAGAGGAGAGAGGAGAACAGUUUCAAACACGUCGGCAUAAAUCUCGCAUCCAGAGGCUCCCUUUCUUUUUUGGUGUUGCUUUCUCCAGCUCUCUUCUCUCCUGACUGGACUUCGCCACUUUCUAUCCCUCUGCGCGCCAAUGCCCGAGACCGCGCCGAAACGACGGAUUUUCCCCCCUCGAGCAUGACAAGGAUUGCCAAAUCAUCCGCAAUCCAACAUCACCGACCGAGCCACCAGCAUGAGCACUGGAUACAUAUGCUCCAGCAGAAGUUGUUGGCCGGAGAACUAAGACAUCUUGGAGCACAGAUACAGCGGAGAGGGAAGAGUCAGUUUUAGGUCUCCAAAUAAUGGAGCGAGAAUGAACAGAGAGCGGCUUAAAAAAAAGCAUGAACUGGAGGUUUAUUGAGGUCAUCUGCUUCCUGUUUAUAUGGGACCAUAUAACAGUUCAGUCUUCCCGCCAGGACCCAUUGGCCACUGAGCAACAUGUCACCAAGCAAUAUGACUGGCUCAUCUCUGACCGCGGACCUUUCCACCACUCUCGAAGUUAUCUGUCCUUUGUGGAAAGAUUCCGCCAAGGAUUUACGACCAGAUAUAAAAUUUAUAGGGAAUUUGCACGUUGGAAGGUGAGGAACACAGCGAUCGAGAGGAGGGACCUGAUCCGGAACCCUGUGCCGCUCAUGCCUGAGUUCCAGCGCAGCGUUCGCUUGUUGGGCCGCAGGCCCACCACUCAGCAGUUCAUCGACACCAUCAUUAAGAAAUAUGGAACCCACAUACUCAUCUCUGCAACCCUGGGAGGGGAGGAGGCGCUGACUAUGUACCUGGCCAAAAACAAGCUGGACAGGAAGCUUGUCAACACCACUCAGAACGUGGAGGCCCUCCAUCAGCUCGCCUCCUCAUACUUCAUUGACCGCGACGGCACGAUGAGGAAGCUGCACGAGAUCCAGAUUUCCACCAAUGCCAUCAAGGUGACGGAGACACGGACGGGGCCACUGGGAUGCAGCAGCUAUGACAAUCUGGACUCGGUCAGCUCAAUCCUGCUGCAGAGCCCUGAGAGCAAGCUUCAUCUGCAAGGUCUUCAGGUAAUUUUCCCAGAAUACCUGCAGGAGAAAUUUGUUCAGUCAGCUCUGAGCUACAUUAUGUGCAAUGGAGAGGGAGAGUACGUCUGCCGCAACAACCAGUGCAUCUGUCAAUGCGCCGAGGAGUAUCCCCAAUGCAACUGUCCCAUCACCGACAUCCAGAUCAUGGAGAACACCCUGCUGGGGAUGUCUGAGUCAUGGGCUACCUCUUAUAAAGACUUUGAGAACUCUGAUGAGUUCAAGUCCUUCCUGAAGAGGUUGCCCUCCACUCACUUCCUGCCCAUCAGCAGUGUGCAUCUCCUGUGGGGCAGCGACUGGGACCUGCAAGCCAGAUACAGGCUGCUCCAGAGUUCCUUGGAGAUUCAGCGGCUCAAGAUCCAGCGCACCGCCCGCAAGCUUUUUGGCCUGAGCAUCCGUUGUCACCACAACCCCAACCACCAGAUGCCUAGGGAGAGGUCUGUGAUGCAGUGGCUCAACAGGGUUCAGUCCUUCCUCUACUGUAAUGAGAACGGGUUCUGGGGGACCUUCCUGGAAAGCCAAAGGACAUGCGUGUGCCACACAGGCGUCACCCUGUGCCUGAGACCCAUCCCGUGUGUCAUAGGCGGCAACAACAGCUGUGCUAUGUGCAGCCUGGCUAACAUCUCACAAUGUGGCUCCUGCAACAAGGGUUACAAGUUGUACCGUGGCCGAUGUGAGCCCCAGAAUGUGGACUCAGAGCGCAGCGAGCAGUUCAUCAGCUUUGAAACGGAUUUGGACUUUCAGGACCUGGAACUCAAAUACCUGUUGCAGAAAAUGGAUUCACGACUGUACAUUCACACUACUUUCAUCAGUAAUGAGAUCCGCCUGGAGACAUUCUUUGACCCUCGAUGGCGUAAGCGCAUGUCUCUGACUCUGAAAAGUAACAAAAACAGGAUGGACUACCUCCACAUGAUAAUCGGCCUAUCAAUGAAGAUCUGCCAGAUGCGAAAUAGCAGUAUUGAUCCCAUGUUCUUUGUAUACGUCAACCCAUUCAGUGGCAGUCACUCAGAAGGCUGGAGCAUGCCCUUUGGUGAACACGGCUACCCACGCUGGGAAAAGGUACGACUGCAGAACUCCCAGUGCUUCAACUGGACUCUCCUGCUGGGCAACAGGUGGAAGACCUUCUUUGAGACGGUGCACAUCUACCUGCGUAGCCGUGCUAAGAUCCCGACUGGCCUACGCAAUGACACAGGUCAGGGUCCGGUGGAUCUUGCAGACCCUAACAAACGGCAGAUCUACAUCAAGAUAUCUGAUAUCCAAGUUUUCGGCUACAGCCUGCGUUUUAAUGCCGACCUGCUCCGCAGUGCUGUGCAGCAGGUCAACCAGUCGUACACACAAGGAACUCAGUUCUACUCAUCUUCAUCUGUCAUGCUCCUGCUCCUGGACAUUAGGGAUCGGAUUAACCGCCUUGCCCCUCCAUCUGCACCUGGCAAACCCCAGCUGGACCUGUUCUCUUGUAUGCUGAAGCAUCGGCUCAAGCUCAACAACAGCGAGAUGAUCCGGGUAAAUCAUGCCUUGGACAUGUACAGCACAGAAAUACUAAAACAGUCGGAUCACCUGACUGCGAAACUCUGUUGAACAUAAUGACAUGAACAGACAGACAGCAAACUCAACACAAACGCCCAACAAAUGAACUAUGAAGGGAUAUUAAUCUUGAUUUUCUUUUCUCUUUCUCAUUUUUGGACCUUUUCUGCCUUUUGAUGUAAUAUUAACUUUGUAAGCAUAAUUCUUAAAGAGAAAAAGGAAAAGGCAGUGAUGAAAAGCAUUUCAGGAAGAUGAAGAAGAUUCAUGGAACAACUCUAAGGACUGUAUCAUAUUUGUCCCAGCAUGUCUGUCAUUCCCUUAAUGAACUAUAAAGAGCGAGAGAAAAAAAAAAGAAAUAUAAAAUUUAUGUACUGGUGAAAAAGAGGCCUUGAUUUUAGUCUGAGGGAUCAAAGGUUAUAUCUGAAACUGCCAUUCUUUACUGAGGAAAAAAAAAGAAAAAGAAAAACAUUUUUAAAGGAAUAAUGACAUAACACAAGGGCAGUCCAGAUAUCCUUUUAUUUCAGCUAAUGUGCAAAAUAUUUCCGACGGUUUAAUAUCAAAGAUGUUUAUACAUUGUAAGGAUUAAAUAGCCCUAGUGAGUAAGUAGUCAACAAAUUACUUAUAGACUCUUUAUUACAUUUCAAACCCACAGUGAGUCUGCAUUGCUCUUUGUGAGUUAUGAGGCACUCUGUCAUUGUUCUGACACAUAAGGCACACAGCAGGGCAGUAAUGGAUAGUCAUGUCAAAUAACAAAAGCCAGCUGUUUAUAUAUACAUAUAUAUGUGGGUGAAUGUGUGCGUAUGUGAGUGUGCAAGUGUGCGCAUAUUUUUUUUGGCUUGACGCUUAUUGCUGUUCGUUAAUUGAAUGUGUCAUUUGAGAGUGACUCCAGUCUAAGCUGAAUCUCGCAUUUGGAUCGCUUCUUCCCGUGUUUGAAAUUCAAGCUGUGUUUUUUCACAAGGCAGUACCUCCUGGUGCGUGAGUGCAAUAUUGUGGUCUGAAGAUUUAACAAUCAAUGCUAUUUUGUACAGCUUUGCAAAAUGUACAUGUUGUGACUGCUGAUUCGUGGAGCUUCUCAGCACCAAGAGCAAAAUGUAAACAUUCAUUGUUCAGGCACAUUUGCAAGACAACUUAAAGCCAUACACUUCCCUGAGGUAGACAUAAAACAUGAAGCUCAUCCAUGUCUCCCUUACUUACAUGGAAAAAGAUGUUCCAUCUGUCUGUUUUUAUUUUAUUCCCUCACUUGAUUCCAUAAAUGAACACAACAAAAAGGCAGAUGACAAGAGAGGGCAUAAAAUGCUGGAUGCAAAUUGUUCUGAAAGCCAUUGAAUGUGUCACAGGGGGAAAAAAAGAAUAUAAAUGCUAUAUAUUAAAACUUAAAAUACCUUUUUGGCAGUGAUUAAUCUGUAAGCUUUUAUGCCCAUGUGUAAAAAUGUUUUUUCUGCAUGUUGGUGAAAACUUUUAUGAUUUUAAAUCAUCAAAACUGAAAUUUGAUACACCACUAUGAAUGAAAAGUUUAAUAACACCCUCAGUUUUCAGUUUUUAUACAAAAUGUAAGCAGUUAGUCUCCAGUUAAUAACCCUAAAUGUAGUAAGCAGUAAAUUGGCCAAAGCAAAAAAAUUAAAUAAACAUUCCCAAACGCUGAAAAAUCAUGUAUAUUUCAUGGAAAGCCAGGUUUUUUAAAGGAUUUAAAAUUGGUUAAAUUACAAGGGUCCUGCAGCAAUGGAAGUUAAUUAGACCUUGAAAGAUACUGCGAACAAUUCCUAAAGGUAAACCAACUUUUUUAAAUUUACAAACAAAAUUACUUCUGUUAAUUACAAACUUGAAAGAAAUGUGUUGCUACGCCAUUGGAUUCAUAGGACAACACUGUACGGAAGGGUUUGCCCAUCACAGUUCCCAGAAUAUCCCAUCAUGUUGGUUUAGUAUGAACUUGACAGGAUGUGAUGUAAUACAUGCAACAACUUAAAACUGAGGGGUUGUAAAACGUUUUUUCAUGUCGUGUAAAUACUUCAGAGGUCACACUUUAUUAGGUUAAUCUGAUGCUGAAACAUUGCUUUUACUGGUGACGUUUUGUAAGUCCACUUCAUCACUUGCAUAUUUGUCCAGGACAAGAAAUACAAGGUCCUCCAUGUCAUAGCUGUUCUGGCUUUGAAAUAAAAUAAAGAGGCAAUUGUCUGUUGCCGCGGUGUCCCCCAAACUCUGGAAAAACCUCCCUACUCUAAAAGCUACAGAUGCAAGCUUUUAGAAUAGCAUUUACAACCCAUUGAUUCCAUAUGUCUUGCGUCCCUUGAUGUAACUUUAGUUUGGUUGCCUUGAUAUUUUUUGGUUUAACUUUGUUGUAUGUUUAAAAAGCUGUACUAGUCCUUUUAUUAUGUGAUUAAGUAACUUGUGAGGUUAGCUGUAAGCAGAGGUACGUAAAAUAUCUGGAAACAACCAGUUAGGAUCGGGACAUAAAUGUGGGUGGGUAAAACAAUGAAACUGAAAAACAGGUUUCAAAUUCUUGAAAUAACCCAACAUUUCGUAAAUAGUUAGUGCAAUGAUUGAAGAAAGACAUUGCAGCAGUCCUGGAAUUUCUGGUGGUUGGGUAAUUUGCAAAAUUUCAAUUAUAUAUGUAGUAUAUAGUAUAUGUUAGCACGUACAGUAUGUGGCGGCCAGUUCAGAACAACUAACACUCCGCUUGUAGGGCUCAGCUCCAUGUUUUUAGGUUGAUCUCACAGUACUUUCUUCAGUCUUUGUCUUUGUUAAUGGCUCAAUAUCUCUGUUGUUGCUUUCAGCGUGCAAAUGAUGACAGCCCUGCUCCGAGGUGCGUCCGGACCGAGGCCUAGCAGUAAAAUGAACUGUAUCAUGACUGGUGCAUCUGCUCGGGUGUAGAUGGUAGCGUGUGUGGUCUCACAUUCUGCUGUGGCCCAAACACCAGCUUCUCUGCAGGGCAAACACAGUGGUAACUGCUAGAUUCACAUUAGUGUUGGAGGUUAUCGGGCUCUGUGAUGAAUUCCGAGGCCAUUAUCGUACUUAUGUGCCAUUGAACCCUUAAAAUAUGUUAGCAUCCAUUGCAUUACCACUGACGUGUGCAUGCCAACAGUAUCAGCGAAUGGAUUUGUUUAAGCAGAUGCAGAGCUAAUUUUGACGUAUUGAUGCUAAGCCCUCACAAGCCCGAGAUGGCCAUUAUCCUACAGUCAAUAUAAAUGCAGUAAAUAGGGGAAAUGAUAGUUCAGCAAACACAUUGGAGAAUCCAAAUGAAUUGUUACCAUGUUGUAAUAAUGAUAAUAACAAGGUUAUUAUUAUUAUUAUCAUCAUUAUUAAUAUUAUUAUUAAAGUGCCUGUUAUCUAUCCCUUUAACAUGUUUAAAGCUGGAGAAAACCUUUUGAUGUUACACAGAGGAGUGACGCUCCAUUAGCUUCAGAAUUCAAGACCGUACACGAUCAAAUACAAACGUUUCAUCUCCUCCUGAGGUCUGAGCUCCGUGGAGGUUUGUGCAUGUGGGGAUUUCAGCCACCAGACGGAAACAAAGAAUGACUUGUGGUAAAGGUGGAUCUUUUUUGUCCCCUGUUGUACAAUACAUUUGUAAAUAUUAACUCUGUUACAGUAACAACGCUCUGCUACGGUAACAACAUUAUAAAAAUAUAAAAGUAUUGAAAGGGAAUACAAAGACUACUUCAAAAAAAGCCCUCCGUCUGAGUACAUUAGCACAAGGAACAGGGCACUCAUGUCUUAUGUAUGUAAUUAGACAAUUUAUGACUGUUUUUAUAUUGUCGGAACAUGCUGUACAUUACAAUUUAGUUUUGAGCCACUUGCAAGGUCCAUAAAACAAGCACAUUUACUCGUAUGGCGUUAUGCUACCACAGUGUUGCUUACAUGUAUCCAUGACUAUGUCUGAAGAUUUUUACACCUAAUACCUUGCCUAUGUACUUUUUUGCUGUUCUGUUGGGAUCAUUAUA
Paralichthys olivaceus (Japanese flounder) is the source of this 6566-nucleotide messenger RNA. RefSeq names its product bone morphogenetic protein/retinoic acid inducible neural-specific 1 (gene brinp1). Gene Ontology annotation, biological process: cellular response to retinoic acid; negative regulation of mitotic cell cycle; positive regulation of neuron differentiation. Gene Ontology annotation, cellular component: cytoplasm; dendrite; neuronal cell body. NCBI's taxonomy places the organism in Eukaryota, Metazoa, Chordata, Actinopteri, Pleuronectiformes, Paralichthyidae. The record is from RefSeq and is a predicted model, not a curated record.